AUGGCUAUCAUCGACGGUAAAGCUAUUGCCAAUGGCAUUCGCGAUGAGAUUAAGGAUGAAAUCUCUAGUUUAAAGGAGAAAUAUGCAGUUUUCCGUCCCACUUUGACCAUUUUCCAAGUUGGAAACAGACCUGAUUCGAACACUUAUGUUAAGAUGAAGUUAAAGGCUGCUAAAGAUGCUGGAAUCGAUGUUAAAUUUAUCCAUUUGGAUGAAACUGUCACCGAAGUGGAAUUGCUCGGUCAGAUCGACGAUGAAAAUAGCGAUGAUUCAGUGCACGGGAUCUUGGUUCAGCUACCUCUUCCUGCACAUUUAAACGAGGAUAAAAUCACGUCACGUGUCUCCGCUUGUAAAGACGUGGAUGGAUUCGGUCCCGUCAAUAUCGGUGAAUUGAACAAGCGUAAUGGUACUCCUUAUUUCCAACCUUGUACUCCAAGAGGUAUCAUUGAACUGUUGAAAAGAUCUGGAGUUACUAUUGCUGGCUCUGAAGCAGUUGUCAUUGGUAGAUCCGAUAUCGUUGGUUCUCCAGUGGCUACUUUGCUAACCUCUUUAGAUGCUACUGUGACUAUUCUACACUCUAAAUCUAAGGAUUUGAGAGAGUUUAUCAGUAGAGCAGAUAUUGUUGUAGUGGCCAUUGGACAACCUGAAUUCAUCAGAGGUGAAUGGUUCGCUAAUAACAAGCGUGGAGCAGUGGUAAUCGACGUUGGAACCAAUUUCGUGAAAGAUGAAACCAGGAAAUCCGGUUAUAGGAAUGUCGGUGAUGUCGAAUUUGCUGCUGCGGAACCAUACGUUAAGUUGAUCACCCCUGUUCCAGGUGGUGUUGGUCCAAUGACUGUGGCUAUGUUGAUGCAAAACACUUUUGAAAGUGCCAAGAGAUAUUUGGACAAACAGUUGAACUCUGGUAACGAUUUCGAACCAUUGAAGUUAAAUCUUUUGAAACCAGUCCCAUCUGAUUUCGAAAUUUCUAGAGCUCAAGUACCAAAACCAAUCACACAAAUUGCUGCAGAAUCUGGUAUUCUACCCUCAGAAUUGGAACCUUACGGUGAUACAAAGGCGAAGGUCAAGUUAGAUCUACUAAACAGAUUGAAAAACAGGGAAAACGGUAAAUACAUUCUUGUCACAGGUAUCACACCUACUCCAUUGGGUGAAGGUAAAUCUACUACGACAGUUGGUUUGGCUCAAGCUCUAGGUGCUCAUUUGAAGAAGAAAGUUUUCGCUAAUGUUCGUCAACCGUCUAUGGGUCCAACUUUCGGUAUCAAAGGUGGUGCCGCUGGUGGUGGUUACUCACAAGUAAUUCCAAUGGAUGAAUUCAACUUGCAUGUCACUGGUGAUAUUCAUGCUAUUUCAAUGGCUAACAAUUUGUUGGCAGCAGCUAUUGAUACCAGAAUGUUCCAUGAAUCUACUCAAUCAAAUGCAGCUUUGUAUAAGAGAUUGGUGCCAGCAAAGAAGGGUGUCAGAAAGUUCACUCCAACCAUGUUAAGAAGACUAAAGAAGCUUGGAAUCAACAAGACAGAUCCAAACGAAUUGUCUGCAGAGGAAAGUGCCAGAUUUGCAAGAUUAGAUAUAGACCCUGAAACUAUCACCUGGCGACGUGUUGUGGACUGUAAUGACAGAUUCUUGAGAGGAAUUACUGUCGGCCAAGCCCCAACAGAACGUGGCCACACCAGAUAUACCGGUUUCGAUAUCUCAGUUGCAUCAGAAUGUAUGGCUGUUCUUGCCCUUGCCAACUCUUUGGAAGAUAUGAGAGAAAGGCUAGGUAGAAUAGUCAUUGCUGCUUCCAAAUCCGGUGAACCAAUCACUUGUGAAGAUAUUGGAUGUGCUGGUGCCAUGACAGCUCUAUUAAAGGAUGCUAUAAAGCCAAAUAUUAUGCAAACUUUGGAAGGUACCCCAGUGUUUGUACACGCUGGUCCAUUCGCCAACAUUUCCAUCGGUGCUAACUCAGUCUUAGCGGAUAAAAUGGCAUUGAAGUUGGCUGGUGUUCCAACUGACUUACCAGAAGACGUGAAGAAAACUCAAAAGGGUUAUGUCGUUACCGAGGCAGGUUUCGAUUUCACCAUGGGUGGUGAAAGAUUUAUUAACAUUAAGUGUAGAUCCAGUGGAUUGGUGCCUGAUGUUGUGGUCAUCGUGGCCACUGUAAGAGCUUUAAAGGUUCACGGUGGUGGUCCAGAAGUUAAGGCUGGUGCCCCAUUGCCAUCAGAAUACUUGAAUGAAGAUGUAGAAUUAUUGAGAAAGGGUUGCGCUAAUUUGGCUAAGCAUAUCUCUAACGCAAGAGCGUACAAUUUACCAGUUGUUGUUGCCAUCAACAAGAUGUCCUCAGACACUGACAACGAACAUGAAGUCAUCAGAGAAGAAUCAAUUAAAGCCGGUGCUGUUGAUGCUAUUGUAUCCAACCACUGGGAAGAAGGUGGUAAGGGUGCAGUUGACUUGGCCGAAGGUAUCAUCAACACGGCUAACAAUCAAUCUAACGAGGACUUCAAAUUCUUGUAUGAAGUGGAAGGUCAAUCCGUGGAAGAUAAGAUCUCUGCCAUUGCUAAAGAAAUGUACGGUGCAGGUGAAGUUGAAUUUUUACCAGAAGCUCAAGCCAAGAUUGAUCUAUACACUAAACAAGGCUUCAACAACUUACCGAUCUGUAUUGCCAAGACUCAAUACUCAUUGUCUCACGAUGCAAAUUUGAAGGGUGUUCCAACUGGAUUCAAGUUCCCAAUUAGAGACGUUAGAGCUUCUAUCGGUGCUGGUUAUCUAUACGCUUUGGCUGCUGAAAUCCAAACUAUUCCAGGUCUACCAACCCAUUGUGGUUUCAUGAACGUUGAAGUCAACGAAGACGGUGAAAUUGACGGUAUGUUCUAA
Molecule: messenger RNA, 2844 nt
Organism: Kluyveromyces lactis
Lineage: Eukaryota; Fungi; Ascomycota; Saccharomycetes; Saccharomycetales; Saccharomycetaceae
Gene: ADE3
Product: trifunctional formate-tetrahydrofolate ligase/methenyltetrahydrofolate cyclohydrolase/methylenetetrahydrofolate dehydrogenase ADE3
Exons: 1
Coding region: 1-2844 (947 amino acids)
Biological process (GO): tetrahydrofolate interconversion
Cellular component (GO): cytosol
Molecular function (GO): methenyltetrahydrofolate cyclohydrolase activity; ATP binding; methylenetetrahydrofolate dehydrogenase (NADP+) activity
Source: RefSeq, a predicted model, not a curated record